This is a messenger RNA of Symbiodinium necroappetens, 439 nucleotides long. Lineage: Eukaryota; Dinophyceae; Suessiales; Symbiodiniaceae. The record is from the annotation of a GenBank genome assembly.
AUGUUCUGCCGAGCGAGUCGCUUCAAUCAACCCCUCGCCUCCUGGAAUGUGUCUGCUACGACGUCUAUGGCGGGAAUGUUUCAGAGCGCACGGGAGUUCAACCAACCGGUUGGCUCAUGGGAUACUUCAGCCGUGCAGGAUAUGUCGGGCAUGUUCCUAAAGGCGGCUCGGUACAACCAGCCCAUCUCUUCCUGGAACACGUCGGCAGUUACGGACAUGAGUAGGAUGUUCUAUGGCGCCCGCGCCUUCAAUCAGCCGAUUGGUGACUGGGACACCUCAGCAGUAACCACCAUGAACAUGAUGUUCACGCAUGCUACGGUAUUCAACCAGCCCAUCGGGUCCUGGAACACAUCUGCCGUAAUAGGUAUUCAACCAUCCUCUCGCUGCAUGGACUACAUCUUCGGCGGUGGAUAUGAGCUCGAUGUUCCGGAAGGCCUAU